AUGUCAAGGUCCGCAACGCCGGCACUACCUUUGCAUAAUGCCCAGGCCUCCGAGUUAAGACCUCCGUCCACAGCUACGCUGGGUGUGCGCUCCAAUCCGUCGUCACCCUCGACUUCAACCUCCACCUAUGCACUAUUAGACCCGCAAGAAACCGCAGAACGCCUACAAACCUCUCUUAUUCAUGGACUUACCCCGGCGGAAGCGGAGAUACGCUUGAUACGGGGUGGACCAAAUGAAUUGCCUCAUGAAGAGCCGGAGCCCCUGUGGCUACGGUUUCUCAAGCAGUUUCGGGAGACUUUGAUCCUACUUCUUCUGGCGUCGGCGGCAAUUUCCUUUCUCAUGGGCAACUAUGAUGACGCUGUCAGCAUCACCCUCGCCGUUACUAUCGUCGUUACCGUUGGGUUUGUCCAGGAAUAUCGGUCGGAAAAGUCCCUGGAGGCACUGAGCCGCCUAGUGCCGCAUCAUGCGCAUCUGAUCCGCCAUGUUCCCCAUUGGAACGCCCCUCCCUUGGACAAUUCCAUUCCUGCCGCCCCCGAGUCUGACGUGGAAUUACAGGAGCUGAGUAGAAAGAGUCCAGCUUCUGCUUCGGCCGCCGUCAAGGCCUCCACCACUGUUCUUGCCACUGAAUUAGUGCCGGGAGACAUGGUUCUUUUCACCGUUGGGGACCGCAUUCCGGCCGAUAUUAGAAUCACUGCUGCUACUGACCUAACCAUCGACGAAUCGAAUCUGACGGGGGAGAACGAACCGGUGGCUAAAAUGGCCCACGCCAUUCGGAGUCUAAAGGGUAUCUCCACGAAACCUCCUCGGUCACCGUUUUACGAUGCACCGGCCAGUGGUGCUGUGGGAGCUGAUAUCCGUUUAAAUGAGCAACAUAAUAUCGCCUUCAUGGGCACCUUGGUCCGCUCAGGGUAUGGCCAGGGAAUUGUCAUUGGCACCGGUGCAAGGACAGAAUUUGGCAGCAUUUCAGCAUCGUUGCAGGAGAUUGAAAGUCCAAGGACACCGCUACAGCUCUCAAUGGACCGUCUGGGGCAAGAACUGAGCUACGUUUCUUUCGGCGUUAUCGCUUUGAUCGUGGUGAUAGGGUUACUGCAAGGUCGGAAACUUCUCGAAAUGUUCACCAUUGGUGUUUCGCUCGCUGUUGCAGCAAUUCCAGAAGGACUCCCAAUCAUUGUGACGGUCACCCUCGCUCUAGGUGUGCUGCGCAUGGCUAAGAGAGGGGCCAUCAUGCGAAGGCUUCCAAGUGUCGAGACUCUGGGGUCCGUGAAUGUGAUCUGCAGUGACAAAACAGGAACCCUCACGCUCAACCAUAUGACUGUCACCAAAAUGUGGCACUUCGAUUGUCUCGAGCCAUUUGAAGUGCACAACGAUAUCACUUCAUUGGCACCAGGACCUGCAGCGCGAACGGUUUUGCGCGUUGGCAAUAUUGCCAAUAAUGCCAGGUUGUCACGCGUAAACGCAAACUCUCCUGCUAGUGCAUCUUCUGCCGCCGUGCUGUCCUCCACUGACGAUAGAGCUUCUGGAUCCAUCCGGAGCAGGUGGGUUGGUCAACCCACUGACGUUGCUAUCCUCGAUCUUUUAGACUCUUUCGGCGAAGACGACGUACGCGAUCGGAUUAGCGCUCGCGUCGCCGAGACUCCAUUCAGCUCCGAACGCAAAUGGAUGGGCGUCAUCAUUGGAAAUGGCACCUCCAGCGAGACCAAUCAUGUUGCUUAUAUUAAGGGAGCCCUAGAGCAGGUGCUGGCGCGCUGUGAUACCUAUUUAACCAAGGACGGUCGCGAAGUUAUCUUAGAUGAGCCACGACGCCAGACAGUUCGACAGGCAGCCGAUCACAUGGCAUCGGAAGGCCUGAGAGUCCUGGCUUUCGCGAGUGGGGCAGUACGAGAUUCAUCCAAGGGAAGGCCAUUUGGUAGCAGAUCCGGCACACCCACUUCGAGAACCAGCCAGGGUGACGACGAUGAUCGGUAUACCGGACUGGUCUUCUCUGGGCUCGUAGGAAUGAACGAUCCUCCCCGAAAGAAUGUUCACAAGUCCAUCCGGCGCCUAAUGGCCGGGGGAGUGCGAGUCAUUAUGAUCACUGGAGAUGCAGAGACCACAGCCGUUGCCAUUGCCAAGAAGCUCGGGAUGCCCGUCAGUGACGUUCCGGGUUCUCGGUCUGUCCUCAGUGGGGAGAGCAUCGAUCGCAUGAGCACGGAGGAGCUCACGCAAGCCAUAUCCUCCGUUUCAAUUUUUGCACGCACCAGUCCGGAGCACAAGAUGAAGAUCGUGCGUGCACUGCAGGCCCGAGGCGACGUAGUGGCCAUGACGGGGGAUGGUGUGAAUGAUGCACCGGCGCUGAAGAAAGCAGACAUUGGCAUUUCCAUGGGCAAACUAGGCACUGAUGUUGCCAAGGAGGCCGCAGACAUGAUCUUGACCGACGACGACUUUUCGACUAUACUCCGCGCCAUUGAACAGGGCAAGGGGAUAUUCUAUAAUAUUCAGAACUUUAUUACAUUCCAGCUCAGCACCAGUGUUGCCGCCUUGAGUCUUGUGUUGUUGAGUACCGCUCUCGGAUUCAAGAACCCGCUCAAUGCCAUGCAAAUUCUUUGGAUCAAUAUUCUCAUGGACGGCCCUCCGGCCCAGUCCUUGGGCGUGGAGCCAGUUGAUCCGUCUAUCAUGGGCCGGCCUCCGCGGCCCAGGACGGCGCGGGUGCUUACCAAACCGCUCAUUCAACGGGUGGUUACUUCAGCUUUGACGAUUAUGCUGGGUACUCUUGCCAUCUAUGUUUACGAGAUGGGCGAUAUCGAUGACGGGGUUAUGCCAGGCAAGCGGACCCGGGUGGUAACGGCGCAUGAUACGACCAUGACAUUUACCUGCUUCGUGCUCUUUGACAUGUUCAAUGCGCUGGCCUGCCGCAGCGAGGGCAAGUCGGUGCUCCGCGGGGAGAUUUCUCUGUUUGGAAACAAGAUGUUCAAUUACGCGGUGUUCGGGUCUCUUGCCGGACAAGCGUGUGUCAUCUACCUUCCCUUCCUGCAACGAAUCUUCCAGACCGAAGCCCUCAAUCUGGCGCAUUUGUUAAAGCUGCUGUGCAUUUCGAGCACGGUGUUUUGGGUAGACGAGGCCCGGAAAUUCUACCAGAUGAUGAAACGGCGGAGGGCUGUGGGGGCGGGAUAUAGUGUGAAUGUUUAA
Aspergillus tanneri is the source of this 3165-nucleotide messenger RNA. It is a transcript of the gene pmr1, whose product is annotated as Ca(2+)/Mn(2+)-transporting P-type ATPase PMR1. Lineage: Eukaryota; Fungi; Ascomycota; Eurotiomycetes; Eurotiales; Aspergillaceae. The record is from RefSeq and is a predicted model, not a curated record. Gene Ontology annotation, cellular component: endoplasmic reticulum; Golgi membrane; plasma membrane. Gene Ontology annotation, biological process: intracellular calcium ion homeostasis; manganese ion transport; calcium ion transmembrane transport. The transcript is spliced from 3 exons. Bases 1 to 3165 code for a protein of 1054 amino acids. Gene Ontology annotation, molecular function: P-type calcium transporter activity; ATP binding; ATP hydrolysis activity.